Molecule: messenger RNA, 3459 nt
Organism: Sphaerodactylus townsendi
Lineage: Eukaryota; Metazoa; Chordata; Lepidosauria; Squamata; Sphaerodactylidae
Product: basic proline-rich protein-like
Exons: 7
Source: RefSeq, a predicted model, not a curated record
CCCCCCCCCACCCCCCCCCCCCCAAACCCCCUUCCCCCCCCAACCCCCCCCCCCCCCCCCCCCCCCCCCCCCACCCCCCCCCCCCCCCACCCACCCCCCCCCCCCCCACCCCCCCCCCCCCCCACCCCCCCCGGCCCCCCACCCCCCCCCCCCCCCCCCCCCCCCCCCCCCCACCCCCUCCCCCCCCAACCCCCCCUCCCCCCCACCCCCCCCCCCCCCAACCCCCCCCCCCCCCCACCCCCCCCCCCCCCCACCCCCCCCCCCCCCCCCCCCCCCCCCCCCCCACCCCCCCCCCCCCCCACCCCCCCCCCCCCCCACCCCCCCCCCCCCCCACCCCCCCCCCCCCCCACCCCCCCCCCCCCCCACCCCCCCCCCCCCCCACCCCCCCCCCCCCCCACCCCCCCCCCCCCCCACCCCCCCCCCCCCCCACCCCCCCCCCCCCCCACCCCCCCCCCCCCCCACCCCCCCCCCCCCCCACCCCCCCCCCCCCCCACCCCCCCCCCCCCCCACCCCCCCCCCCCCCCACCCCCCCCCCCCCCCACCCCCCCCCCCCCCCACCCCCCCCCCCCCCCACCCCCCCCCCCCCCCACCCCCCCCCCCCCCCACCCCCCCCCCCCCCCACCCCCCCCCCCCCCCACCCCCCCCCCCCCCCACCCCCCCCCCCCCCCACCCCCCCCCCCCCCCACCCCCCCCCCCCCCCACCCCCCCCCCCCCCCACCCCCCCCCCCCCCCACCCCCCCCCCCCCCCACCCCCCCCCCCCCCCACCCCCCCCCCCCCCCACCCCCCCCCCCCCCCACCCCCCCCCCCCCCCACCCCCCCCCCCCCCCACCCCCCCCCCCCCCCACCCCCCCCCCCCCCCACCCCCCCCCCCCCCCACCCCCCCCCCCCCCCACCCCCCCCCCCCCCCACCCCCCCCCCCCCCCACCCCCCCCCCCCCCCACCCCCCCCCCCCCCCACCCCCCCCCCCCCCCACCCCCCCCCCCCCCCACCCCCCCCCCCCCCCACCCCCCCCCCCCCCCACCCCCCCCCCCCCCCACCCCCCCCCCCCCCCACCCCCCCCCCCCCCCACCCCCCCCCCCCCCCCCCCCCCCACCCCCCCCCCCCCCCACCCCCCCCCCCCCCCACCCCCCCCCCCCCCCACCCCCCCCCCCCCCCACCCCCCCCCCCCCCCACCCCCCCCCCCCCCCACCCCCCCCCCCCCCCACCCCCCCCCCCCCCCACCCCCCCCCCCCCCCACCCCCCCCCCCCCCCACCCCCCCCCCCCCCCACCCCCCCCCCCCCCCACCCCCCCCCCCCCCCACCCCCCCCCCCCCCCACCCCCCCCCCCCCCCACCCCCCCCCCCCCCCACCCCCCCCCCCCCCCACCCCCCCCCCCCCCCACCCCCCCCCCCCCCCACCCCCCCCCCCCCCCACCCCCCCCCCCCCCCACCCCCCCCCCCCCCCACCCCCCCCCCCCCCCACCCCCCCCCCCCCCCACCCCCCCCCCCCCCCACCCCCCCCCCCCCCCACCCCCCCCCCCCCCCACCCCCCCCCCCCCCCACCCCCCCCCCCCCCCACCCCCCCCCCCCCCCACCCCCCCCCCCCCCCACCCCCCCCCCCAGCGCUGCAAUUCCACAGGUGCCCGAGAGGGGUCGCCCUCUUGUCCCAUGACCUUGCCCGGGGCCGCUUCCCAGGCGCCGCAGGAGGCCGGCGGAGAAGCGCCAGCACGGCUGGAGGCGCGGCGGCUGACGGCCCCCGCAGCGGCGGCUCCUCUCGGCGGCCCGGGCGCCGCUCUAAUCCGCCGCCCGGGGUCAGCCCCAGCUAGCCGCCGCCGCCGCCUCCUCCUCCCCCCUGCGACCUCGGCGGCUGUAACCGGGGAAACCAAGCGGCCAGGCGGCGGCGGCGGCCCGGGGAGGCGAGCGGGCGGCCGGGCGGGGGUCUGCUCCCACCUGCCCCUCAAAACUUUUCCCCGCAGCCCCGCAACUCCCGGCCUGCCCCGGCUCCACUUACGCGGCUGGGCUGCGCUCCGCGCCCGGCUGGGCUUCCCCCGGGGUGGCCGCAGGGACGGGGGCGCGUCGCUCCCCAAGCCGGGGCUCUCGGUCGGCGGCGGCGGCGGCGGCAGCCCUGGCACGGCGGGCGUCGCGCAGCCCUGGUGGCCCCGGCGCUUUUUGUCUGGAGCCACUGAGCUGAGACCAGCGUGGCUGCAGCGGCGGCGGAGGCGACACCUCCCCGGAAGGGAGGCGGGCAGGGAGGCGCCGGGGAGGGAAGGAAGGAAGCCAGCCAGCCAGGGAGGCGGAGGCCGGCCGGCCAGCCGGUCGGCCAGCCGGGACGUGCGCCCUUCUCGCCCCUCGCCCGGCCAGGGAAGAGCCGCCCCCUCCCCGCCGCGGCAAACUUUUCCGCCAGACUUUCCUCCCCGCCCCACCGAGGAGAGAAAAUCGCCCCGCCCCGCCCAGGGCACCUACCGGGACCGGAGCGAUCCGCAGCCGGAACAGCCGCCGUCCAAGCCCCGGAGCCUGCACCGAAAUGCUGCCGCCGCCGCCGCCAGUGGGGCUCAGCAGCAGCACCUGCCCCAGAGGGACCCCGGCGCAGAAUGGGACCCCGCGGGCGGCCGCCUCCCCGCCCGGCGCAUCCGGGGCGCAGGAAAGGGGGCGGGCGGAGGAACGGGCGGCGGGGCCGGGAAGUUGGAGCGGCUCAAGGCAGCAGCGGUGGCGGCGGCGGCGGCGGCUCUUCCGCUCGGCUCGCCAGCGAAGCCGCCUCUACAGGACCCAGACGGGCGGACCACUUCGCGGAGAGCGGCGGCGGCUGCAGGCAAAACCCGGAGCGGACUGCGGGCGGGCGGACGGGCAGGCGCGCAGCUAGGCUGGCCAGCGGCCCGCGCCGUCUGCGCGCUCCGGCUCCCGGGCGCGGAGCGCGGGGCGGGCAUCGCCGGGGCGGACGAUGUGGGUCGCGGCGCCCCGGGGUGUCUCGCGGCCUGCCCCUUUAAAUGCCCCCCCCCGCCCCGAGUGAGUAGCAAAACUUGGAAGCGGCGCGCGUGGAGGGAAGGGGGAGUCUCUGGCCGGGAAACUGUCCAGCCGUGGGGGACCCGCCGUCGAGGCGCUGGGAGAGGCUGCCAGGCUGUCUGGGGGCGGGGGGAAAGGACCCCCACGGAGGUGCCGGGAAGGGGCCUGGCCGCGGCCUGGGCUUGCAAAAAGAACGGGAGACCGGCCUUCCGAUGGCUCCCCGUUCUUCGAAGGGGCGAGCGGAGCCACGCAGGGAUGAGUGCGCGCAGAAGACUGAUCCUAAACAUGUCCCCGCACACCAGGCUUCUCUUCCACUCCAUGUCCCAAGGACGCAUGAGAUCGGGGUUCAUGCGCAGGAGCCCCAGCCCCCCAUGGCUCCUAGACGGCCCUCUUGGGGGAGCCGGCUGGAGCGGUCGCGGGACCCCCUUGGUUGCUUACUGCGAACUGGAUCGGGGUCCGCUCCGGGAUGCGGCACCCUAA